UCGGUGACCAACGAAGAUGUUACACACGAGGAGCUUGGAGGAGCUAAAACUCACACAACUGUAUCAGGUGUUGCUCACAGAGCAUUUGACAAUGAUGUGGAUGCUUUGAUGAACCUGCGAGAAUUCUUUAACUACCUGCCUCUAAACAAUAAAGAUCAGGCUCCAAUACGAGAAUGUGAUGACCCAUGGGACCGAAUUGUACCAGGUCUAGACACAGUUGUCCCUCUGGAGUCUACGUCAGCUUACGACAUGCAUGAUGUCAUUACUGGUGUUAUAGACGAACAAGAAUUCUUUGAAAUUAUGCCAGCAUAUGCAAAGAACAUCAUUGUUGGGUUUGCUCGUAUGAAUGGACGCACAGUAGGCAUUGUGGGUAACCAGCCAAAAGUUGCAGCAGGUUGUCUGGAUAUCAAUGCCUCAGUGAAAGCAGCACGGUUCGUGAGGUUCUGCGAUGCUUUCAACAUCCCUCUGAUCACAUUCGUAGAUGUCCCUGGAUUCCUGCCAGGCACAGCCCAGGAAUAUGGAGGUAUCAUUCGGCAUGGAGCAAAAUUGCUGUAUGCUUUUGCCGAGGCCACAGUUCCAAAGAUUACCAUCAUCACUCGAAAGGCUUACGGAGGGGCAUAUGAUGUCAUGAGUUCUAAACAUCUGAAAGGGGACAUCAACUAUGCCUGGCCUACUGCUGAGGUUGCAGUCAUGGGAGCAAAGGGUGCUGUGUCCAUUAUCUUUCGUGGUAACAAAAAUCAGCGAGGCAUGGAGGCUGAAUACAUCGAGAAGUUUGCUAAUCCAUUCCCAGCAGCUGUCCGUGGAUUCGUUGAUGACAUCAUAGAGCCAAGAACAACACGCAUGCGGAUCAACCAGGACCUUGACAUGUUGUCCAGCAAGACUCGAACCAAUCCCUGGAAGAAACAUGCCAAUAUUCCACUUUAA
Molecule: messenger RNA, 924 nt
Organism: Candidula unifasciata
Lineage: Eukaryota; Metazoa; Mollusca; Gastropoda; Stylommatophora; Geomitridae
Source: the annotation of a GenBank genome assembly